This is a messenger RNA of Prorocentrum cordatum, 480 nucleotides long. The record is from the annotation of a GenBank genome assembly. NCBI's taxonomy places the organism in Eukaryota, Dinophyceae, Prorocentrales, Prorocentraceae.
CCAUCUCGGCCCAGCGGGGUAAUUACACAUCGCGUAGGUAAGGACGCUGCGAAGGCGCCAGGUGUUUGCUCGGGUGCGAUGGCGGCUCCAGCUGAUGCUCGCAAGAUCGUCAAGAAGAGGAUGAAGCGGUUCCCGCGCUUCCAGGCCGACCGCUUCAAGAAGAUGAACCAGAGCUGGCGCAAGCCGGUCGGCAUCGACGGCCGUGUGCGCAGGACCUGCCCAGGGUCAACCCAGAUGCCCAGCAUCGGCUACGGCUCCGACAAGAAGACGAAGUACCGUCUGAGGAACGGCUUCUACAAGUUCCGGGUGCAGAACCUCUCUGAUUUGGAGAUGCUGCUCAUGCACAACGAGAAAUACGCCGUUGAGAUCGCACACAACAUCGGCGCAAAGAAGAGGAAGGAGAUCGUGGAGCGCGCCGACCAGCUCCGCCUGUUCGUCACCAACAGGUUCUCCAGGCUCCGCACCGAGGAGAACGAGUGA